This is a messenger RNA of Aspergillus affinis, 3519 nucleotides long. RefSeq names its product cytochrome P450. The transcript is spliced from 6 exons. The record is from RefSeq and is a predicted model, not a curated record. NCBI's taxonomy places the organism in Eukaryota, Fungi, Ascomycota, Eurotiomycetes, Eurotiales, Aspergillaceae. Gene Ontology annotation, molecular function: oxidoreductase activity, acting on paired donors, with incorporation or reduction of molecular oxygen; monooxygenase activity; iron ion binding. Bases 1 to 3519 code for a protein of 1172 amino acids.
AUGUCUUCCGGCCAAAAGCGCAGUUUUCCUCCAUCUCGCCGCCACGGCGAUAGACCAUCCUACUCCUCCUCUUGGGCCAGAGGUCGUCUCCGUGGCUCGAGCGGAACAAAAAUCAAUCUACCUGCUCCACGCGAGCCUUCGUUGGGUGCCCUGAUCGCCCAAAUCGGCAAAGAACAGUUGAAUGAGAAUUAUGAUAACGCCAACGAUGGAGCUCCAUGUAUCACAGGAUGCAGAACGGUGGCAUCAUACAACUGGCUUAAUAGAGCGAGGCCGACCAUUCUCGUGCCAGGUUGUCCGCCAGCUUGGACUCCUCUGGAGAAGCCCUGCCAGCUAUCAGAAGACAGCGGGGCAUACUUUCGUGAUCAAAAUGCCGCGCGCUAUUCCUCGCACCCCCUUCAGCCUGCUAUGGAAGCGGUCCUGAAACAGGAGCCUACCUUCGAUAUGAAUUCAGUUCACGUUGUGGCCUGCUCAAGAACCCUAGGGAACCUUCUUCGUUUCGUCCGCAACCCUGACAUGAAGUUCAGAAUCCUUGUUGAGGUGGUUGGGUCCACAGUUUUCUUCCUUCGUCACGAAAACUCCCCUACUGAAAUCAUUCCGGAUAUGCGUGGGUUCGGUCACACAUUUCCGGAGGCCUAUACCACAUGGGACAGGGAUGUCAGGGGCUCUGAAUCUCAUCAACGCGUAAUCAAAUAUCGAUUCGGCGAUGUGGAAUGUUUGGUACGCUUCGAAGCAGACGGCUAUUUUCGUGAUCGUUGCAGUGAUCCAGAUGGUGUUCCUGGGCCCCAAGAAUCCGCUAUUAUUUCGCUUCUGGGACAAGCUACGGUCAGUUCGCAUCAACCCGAGGAUACUGAAUCGCUCCAAAUCCAGGAUGGCGGACAUGAUGUACCUCAAUCAGCGAUCUUCGACCUCAAGACCCGAUCUUGCAUGCGCAAGGAUGAUGAUAUCAUGGCGGAAAUACUCCCUCGUCUUUGGGUCUCACAGACACCGAAUUUUCUGCUCGCAUUCCACGAGCGCGGCCGAUUCGACGAUAUCCGGAUUCAAGACCUCCAAUCUGCUGUCCAGGCAUGGGAAAAAAGGGAGUCAAAGGCUCUCUGUCGAUUUCACUCACUGCUUGUGCAGCUUAUCUCCUUUGCCCAUGGGCAGCCGGAUGGACGCUUUGAGAUUGUGCAUGAGGAAUGCGGAGAUGCGUUGGAGUUGCGAGAGGUCACGCCCAGCGUCAACCACGUGAUCCCCGACGGGCUCAAGAGUCCAGUACAAAUGCCAUCCAUGCAGUUUCAACAGUAUGUUCAUUCCCACAUCAAGGAGAUCAUAUCGAAGCUGGAUUAUAUUCUCCACAUUCUCCAAGCCCAUGCUCAGGAAGCUAUUGAUCCCCUUGUCCGGUCUCUCCACGAACUCUUUCGUGAACCCCCUCUCACAAUCGGAGCUUCCGAGACCAUUCCCCCUCCCAGUUUCGCCGAUUCGUUCCCGUCUCUCGAGUUUGAAGGAUAUCAUCAGUUCGUCAAUGCUUUCGGACGUCCGGAGUUUCUUGAAGACCUUCAUCUGUCCUUCCUUGACUACAUUCGAUCUCUCCACUCCGCCUUUCUUGGACUUGAUGAAUAUCUGCAGACACUUCCGUUCCCCUUCUAUCUGUUGAUCACAUUUCUCAGUAAAGCUCUCGCCCCUUUGAUUCUCAUGGUCAUUUAUCCAGUACGUUUAACAAGUCUUCUAGCGGGUGUGGUGACACAUUUGGUUAUUUUCAGGCGUGGAGAAUGGGAUCGUUCCUCGCCCAAGAUUGCCGUGACAUUCGGUGCCAUUGCAAUCGUGUCCAUGUUGUUGUUAUUCAACUUCCAGGGAUGGUCUCUCAUCUUAUUCUCCAAGCUCUGCGCCUUGUAUGUUUCCGGGAUCCUGUUGAGCACUUUGUUCUACCGCCUCUUCCUUCACCCGUUGCACAAGUUUCCGGGCCCAUUACUGGCACGCAUCACCGUGAUGUGGCGAAGGCCUACGUUCAAGUCUGUCUGGGCUGAUCAUAGUUGGUAUGGUGAUUUCGUUCGCAUCGGCCCAAGAGAAGUUUCCAUCAACAACAUUGAAGGCUUCCAUCAGAUCCAUGGGCCUGGUUCGCCUUUCGUCAAGGCUCCAAUAUAUGAAUGCACCAUGGAACGGACAUUACAUAUUACACGUGAAAACCCAAUGUUAACUGCGAGAACAACCAUGUGGGAGAAAUCACUAGAUCAGAAAGAUUGCCUCAAAGGUUACGAAGCCAUCGUUCGAAAGCACUGCGAAACUUUUAUUGAGUGCCUCAAAGCGAAAUCCUAUUCCAAGUUCGACAUCACCAAGUUACUCCGGUUUUUCUCCUACGACGUGAUGAGUGAUCUGGCUCUGGGUAACUCUUUUGGCAUGGUCAAAUCUCAGAAGAUGCAUUCGUCUCUAAGGCAGGAAAGCUUCAUACAAGACUUUGUGGGAUCGUUCAAGUGCGCUCCGUGGCUGGUUACUCUCUUGAAGCAGAUAUCAGUCAUCCGAGACUUACGAGCUGCUUGGUUCGAAGAUUGUGCCAAUUUGGUCGACGAGCGGCUUAAGGUACGCUCUUCUUAUUUUACCCCUGUCAUGCAUUCCUUUGCCUUUUCGAUCGCUGACCUGGGCCUCGUGACCAAUUCACAGCAAGGUCAGCAAGGUCAGCAACGCGCAGACCUCUUUUCUUCGCUUCUCAGCUACGCGAAGGCUAUGAACAAGAGUCAUACUUCCGUCCGUCAUUCGCUUUUAGAUGAUGCAGAUCUCGCUAUUUCGACCGGAACCGACAGCAUCGCGUACACCCUUUCGGCCUUGAUGUGGCUGCUCGCAACGCAUCCGAAACAACAAGAGUUGCUGCAUGAGGAGAUCCGUCGUUUUCCACCCACCGGGUCCGGUCUUCACCUCGAUUACACCAAGGAUAGUGCGUCUUAUCUGAACGCAUGUAUCAACGAGACCGUUCGGCUGUAUCCAGUUAUUCCCGGCGGGAUUCAGCGGUUGACUCCUCCCGAAGGCGUGACUAUCGCAGGGCGAUUCAUUCCAGGAAAUACGAUCGUGUCUACGCCAAUCUGGAGCAUGCAUCGUGAUCCACGCUACUUUGUCGCCCCGAACGAAUUCAUUCCCGAGCGCUGGACCACUCGGAAGGAUCUUGUUCUCAAGGGGGAAGCCUUCGCCCCCUUCCUGACCGGGCCAUACGGAUGCCCUGCGCAACAAUUUGCUACGAUGGAGAUCCGCAUGCUCAUCGGCUGGGUCGUGUAUGAUUUCAAGCUCCGAUCUCGAGAGGAAAACCGCAUCGGUAUAGAGAACAUAAUCAGGAACCCGGGUCCAGUGGAGAAAUUCAUCCUCCAGUUCCCGGCCCAUCAAUUGAAAUUCACGCCCAGAGACAAACGUUCUUCAACCGACGAUGCUGUCCACGAAGAAGUGAGCAAAAAGUUUCCCAGGACUCCUAAGAGGGCUGAUGAGUUUAAGAAGAAGCUUCAGCGAGAGAACGGGUCACAUUCCAAGGAGCGUCGUCGCUUUCAGACAGCCUUCUCUUGA